Messenger RNA from Ogataea polymorpha, 957 nucleotides. RefSeq lists its product as uncharacterized. NCBI's taxonomy places the organism in Eukaryota, Fungi, Ascomycota, Pichiomycetes, Pichiales, Pichiaceae. Gene Ontology annotation, biological process: protein sumoylation. The coding region runs from base 1 to 957 and encodes 318 amino acids. Gene Ontology annotation, molecular function: SUMO activating enzyme activity. Gene Ontology annotation, cellular component: SUMO activating enzyme complex; cytoplasm. The transcript is spliced from 3 exons. The record is from RefSeq and is a predicted model, not a curated record.
AUGGUUUCCAAGACUCUCAGCGAAGACGAGAUAAAGCUUUAUGACCGCCAGAUUAGGUUGUGGGGAAUGGAGGCCCAGACCCGAAUGCGUGGGUCACGGGUGCUUGUGGUGAACCUCACCAGCGUAGGUUGCGAGGUAGUCAAAAACCUUAUGCUCGGAGGCAUUGGGGCCAUCACUGUGAUUGACUCGUUCAAGGUGCUUGACCAGGACCUGAAUGCUAAUUUCUUCAUUGACAAAACUCAGGUUGGGCAGCCGAAAGUGCUUGCUGCCGAGGCCAGAAUUAAAGAUCUAAAUCCUCGGGUAAAUCUGACCGUGAGCACUGACGACUGGCAAGAAAAACCUGAGGAUUAUUUUCUAUCUUACAACCUGAUCGUUGCCACAGGGCUGGAUAAGACGCAACUAACCAGACUCAAUGCGAUCACAAGAAAACUAAAAAUCCCGUUCUACGCAACAGGCACACACGGUCUCUACGGUUAUAUCUUUGUCGACCUAAUUGAGCACGAGUCGUCUGUGAAAUUCGAGAAAAACCCUAGUCCAAAGAAGGUCGGCGCGCUCAACCCGACCUCUGAGAUUGUGAGUAUCACCGAGGUUGUGGAGAACGACGUCGAAUUGCAAAACUGCAUUGUCAAAAGCAGGUUCGUUCCGCUUUCUGAGUUAUUCAGCAACGACAACGAUAAGCUUAAGCAUUAUUUUCCUACGCCACGAAAGCUCAAAAAAAUAAGUCCCGUGCUGCCCAUUCUGCUUGCGCUGCUAGAGAUACCGUCGCAGAUAGGCAAACCGAUCGAAGAUGUCGUUAUCGACUCAAAGGAGCUCGAGUCGAAGGUGGCAGAGGUUGUCGGCCAUUUGAAGCUCCCUGAAGAAAUUAUCAGACCCGAGCUUGUGGAAAAGCUGGCACAGCAGGGAUUCUGUGAGUUCCAGCCCGUCAGCGCGAUUGUUGGCGGCGCGGUCUGCCGAUGA